UAUCCAAAAUAACAAACGGAAUUUCUACACUUGAGUGUCAUGUGAUUAAACAAAAUGGCGGCGUAUGAAUGGCACCCCAAGCGUCGUAACUAUGUUUUAGAACUUGGCAGCAAAUGCUUUAAUCCAGUUCCUGCAUCGUCUCACCCACUCAAAGCUAUCACGGUCACAGAUGUCCAACAGAAGAAAGGAAAUUCUGGUGCUGCUGCAUCCAGUACCAGUAAAAAGACCCCUUUUGUGGAUCCCCUUAGCUUCUCUGACCCUCUCAGCGGUGGAGUCAGCACUGAGUUUGAGGGGUCUGAUCCUCUGUCUAUGAUGUCUGCACCAUCAAAAUCUUCUAUGCCUUCUAAAUCUAGUCGAUCAAACAGCGUAAAGAGUCAAAAGAUGGAUGGUGAAAAUGAAGAAAUUGAUGAUUCUUUUGAACCAUGGUCCUUGAAGAGAGCUGGUAUCCUGACUAAGUACACAACAUCAGAAAAAUUGUCAAUAACAACAAGCUUUUUGUCUACUGGUGAUCAAGAAAGAGUUGUGAUCAGAAGUCAGGCACAAGCUCAGACUGGGACAGUGAGUGACAAAGUGAAGAACCGACUGGAGCAGCUGGAUGACUUUGAAGAGGGUUCGGUGAAGGAAAUGCUGAACCUGAGCCAGCAAGACUAUGUGAAGAGGAUUGAGGAACUGAACCAAGCUCUCAUCACUGCUUGGGAUGGAGACCAGAGAGUCAAAGCCCUCAAAAUUGUCAUUCAGUGCUCCAAGCUUCUUGCUGAUACAUCUGUGAUCCCUUUCUACCCAAGCAAGUUUGUCCUAAUCACAGACAUACUUGAUACAUUUGGUCGCCUUGUGUAUGAUCGACUCCUAGACAAGGCUCAGACUGUCGUAGGCUCGAACAAAAUUGCAAAGCUUCCAGCCAAGUUUACUUCUGAUGAAGUUCCUGAAGCUGCAAAAGAAACAUGCCGAAACUGGUUCUUCAAGAUUGCUUCCAUCAGAGAGCUCAUUCCUCGAUUCUAUGUAGAAGCUGCAAUGCUUAGAUCAUACAACUUUCUCCGCACGGGGGAAAGCACUGAAGUCAUUGAUCGGCUGUCCUACAUGAGCCGUGGUAUCGGUGAUCCUCUAGUGGCUGUGUAUGCCAGGUGCUACUUGUGUAGGGUUGGAAUUCUGAUUGCGCCAAAGUUCAGACCACAUAUACCCCGGUGCUUUGAGGAUUUCAUCAUAACAUUUCCACAAGUUCAAGGAGAGAGUGUGCAGAACAUUCUGGCCACCCAAAAAGUGGAGAUGCCACGCUAUCUGACCCUGAUCUCUCCUGCCCUGGACUGGAUCCUGCAGUGCUUGGCUCAUCAGUCUUCGGAGACUCUGUUGACUCAGACACUCGAGCGCUGCAAGGAGGGUUGUAAUAAUGCUCUGAUGAUCAACUCCAUCAUGUCGGCCUUCAAGCCCCAGUACAUCGCCAACAGGGCUUUGUUCUUUACAGAGCUCAUCAAGAGCUGUGAGGAUACUGGACUGCCAAAGCACAUGCUGUACCGUACCUUAGGCUUGUGUCUUGUGGUGGCAGAGACUCCCGAGGACCAGCAGUUGUCUGUUCUCAAUGAAGUUUGGAAAGCUGUUGUGAAGCUCAAGAACCCUACUGAGUACAUCAGCUGUGCUGAAGUUUGGAUUGAGUUUGUUGUAAAGCAUUUUGGGAAACGAGAAAUCAACACCUUUAUUGGAGAUAUCAUCAAACAUAUGACGCCUGACAGAGCUUAUGAGGAAUUUUACCCCCAGCUGCAGUCAGUGGUCAGCAAGAUUCUGGCUCACCAACAUGACUUUUCCCUCCUCUUUUCUUUGGAGAAGUUCCUGCCGUUCAUUGACAUGUUUCAGCGGGAAGCUAUCAAGGUGGAAGUCUGCAAAUGUGUUCUGGAAUCUUUCAACAAGCAUCAGCUGACACCAGUCAAUGAUCCAGUUGUCAUCAAUGCUAUGAUGUUUCUUGGGAAAAUCAUGCACGAUUCCGUGGAUGCUUUGACAUUGGACGAUGAAAAGCGAGUGAUUGGAAACUUAUUGUGUGGGUUCAUUCACCUAGUUCAGUUUGGCAGGGACUUUGAACAGCAGUUGAGUUUCUAUGUUGAAGUCCGAGCAGCUUUCAGCAAUUUGGAUUCUGUCUUGGUCACACUAAUCCAGAGUGUGAAUAACUUGGCUGUGGAAACAAGAAAAAUUGUCAAGGGGAACCACUCAAGAAAAACGGCAGCAUUUGUGAGGGCGUGUGCUGCCUACUGUUUCAUCACAGUGCCGUCCCUGCAGUCAGUGUUCUCACAGCUACAGCUGUACCUCCUCUCUGGGCAGGUGGCCCUACUCAACCAGUGCUACUCUCAAGGUGAUGCAUUCCUGAAAGCAGCAAUCUCUUUGAUACCUGACAUGCCAAAGACUAUGGAUGCAGCAGACGUGAAAUCACGUUCCUCUGAGCCCUUCCUGAUGGAAUAUCUGUACAGUUUCAUCUCUACACUCUUGGUCACUCCAGACAACCCGGACGUGGGUGUGAUGUACCUGCUGCGGGGACUGCUGAAUGUCCUUCAGGACUAUACCUGGGACCAGAACGGCGACUUGAGGAUUUUUGUCUACACACGUGUCCUCGCCAUGCUCUCCUCCGCAGCUCAGGAGGAAUACCUGUACCACUUUGACAAAGUGGAUUCCAAUGAUUCUAUGUACGGAAGUGACCCAAAAUUCGUAGCAGAAGUGCAAUCCAUGGCUGCUACGCUCAUUGGAGAAAUUCUGGCUCAUCUGAAAACUAUUUCAGCUCCUGAGUUUGCUAAGCGUCAAAGUACUUUAGCCCUAGAGCUGGUUGCAACUUUAAUCUGCCAUGGAGAUUUGAGUCAGACAUCAAUGGCUUCACUGACCAGCAACCUCUGGACUUUGGCCCAGAAGAAUGGGCAAGCAGAUGUGAAAGUUAUGAAAAAACUCCAAGAGAACAUCAAGACAAAGGCUGCGGCUGGAAAUGCUGGUUGUCAAGCUUUGGCUCCCAAGUUGACUGUGUGAUGACUCAGGAAAUUUACUUUUAAGUUCUAAUGUGUGAAAAUGAACAAAAGAUGUAUGCAGAUUGGCCUUUUAAUAAUAAAUGAACUCAGAAGAAUUUGUUGAUAUGUGUAUCUUUAAUUUCAAGAUUAAAGAAGUUCAAAGUCAAUAUUACCUUUUUUUUUUUAAAGAGUCAUCCCUCUCCAUGUGAGGGCUUCCUCGAGAGGUGUAGUAACCAUGCCAUACCACUAUGUCAAAACAUUAAAUGUCACAAGUCAUGUGAUCGGCAGAUACAUUCUGUAUCAUUGUCAAAGCCCCCUUGGGCAUUUUGAGUUGCAUAUGUGGAAAGUUGGAUGCAUUUAAUUUCUAUUUAACAACACUCGUCUUUUGGAAUGUAUCAGUGUGUUGUUAUUGGAAUGCAUGAUAUGAAUGUCAGUUUGAUGAAUUUGAUUACAUCUGGAUAAUGAUUGCCUCAGGAAUGUAUCAAUGUCACUUUAUGAAAGGGAAGGAAAAGAAGUGCCAGUGAAGUUUAAAAAAUGUUGUAUGUAAAGUAAGACAGAAAAAGUUUACGUGAACUUCCUUCGCUAAGAAUGAAAGAUUGUGGCAGUAAUACAAGCUGAAAACAUAUUUCUUCACUCUAGAGCUUGGUUGCUUUUUUAUCUUAUCCACAUUUUUUCAUCUGUGUAUCCCCUAUCCUCCUAAUGCCCUUCAAGUAUACUCCUACAUGCAGAUUAUGAACUGAUUUAACAAAAGCAAAUAGCUGUCUGAAUUGGGGUUUCUUUCUCUUCUUGCAUUAAAAAAA
Messenger RNA from Aplysia californica (California sea hare), 3772 nucleotides. RefSeq names its product VPS35 endosomal protein sorting factor-like. Gene Ontology annotation, biological process: endocytic recycling. The coding region runs from base 55 to 2994 and encodes 979 amino acids. Gene Ontology annotation, cellular component: endosome. Lineage: Eukaryota; Metazoa; Mollusca; Gastropoda; Aplysiida; Aplysiidae. The transcript has 26 exons. The record is from RefSeq and is a predicted model, not a curated record.